AUGAGAAAAUAUACGAACGAAAGGCCUUUUGAAUGUAAAAUAUGCAACGGAAGAUUCAGACGUAAAUAUACCUUAAAUGAUCAUGAGAAAUUGCACACAGGAAUGACACCGUUUCAGAGUGAACUUUGUUCUCGAUCUCAAGUUCAUUCCUCACAUUCAUUCUUGCAGGAACCAUUAAUGUAUAAAAAACCUUUAGCACAAACUUUCCAAGAUCCGAUGAUGCAACCCGGACCGUCUUCAGCGCAAACUCUAGAGAAAUCAGGAAUUCAGAAUGAACCUUUUUCAUUGCAAAUUGUAAAGAAACCACGGAUGCAAACAGAACCUUCUUCAACACAUACUCUCCAAGAACCAUGGAUGCCAGCUGGAUAUUCUUCAACACAAAUUGUCAAGGAACCACAAAUGCAUACUAAAUUAUUUGCAACCCAAACACUUGGGAAACCAUCAAUGCAAAGUAGAUCUUCACCGCAGACUGUGAAGGAACCAGAGAUGCAAAUCGAACCAUAUACAACACAAUCCCUUGGGGAACCAUGCAUGCAAUGUAGAUCUUCACCACAGACUGUUAAGGAACCACAGAUGCAAACAGGACCGUUUUCAACACAAUCCCUUGGGCAACCAUGUAUGCAAAGUACACCUUCACCACAGACUGUGAUGGAAUUAUGGAUGCAAAGUAGAUCUUCACCGCAGACUGUGAAGGAACCACAGAUGCAAACCGAACCAUCUACAACACAAUCUUUGCAAGAACCAUGGAUGCAAGCUGGAUAUUCUUCAACACAAAUUGUCAAGGAACCACAGAUGCAAACUAAACAAUUUUCAACACAAUCCCUUCAGAAACCAUCGAUGCAAAGUAGACCUACACCACACACUGUGAAGGAACCACAGAUGCAAACUGAACCAUCUACAACACAAAUUUCUGAAGAACCAUGGAUGCAAGCUAAAUAUUCUUUAACACAGAUUGUCAAGAAACCACAUAUGCAAACAGGACCGUUUUCAACACAAACCCUUGGGGAAUCAUGUAUGCAAAAUAAACCUUCACCACAGAUUGCGAAGGAACUAUGGAUGCAAAGUAGAACUUCACAUCACACUGUGGAGGAACAUGAACGCAAGAAGGACCUUCUUUAUCAAAAACCCUGGAGGACUAGUGAUAUAAGCAGUAGCUUCAUCUACACACUUUUUAGAGAAAUUAUCGAUGCAGAUAGAACUUUAUAUAUAUAUGCACUUCUUCAGAAAUUUUUACGUAAGCAGGUUUGCUAUUAA
Centruroides sculpturatus (bark scorpion) is the source of this 1254-nucleotide messenger RNA. RefSeq names its product ikaros family zinc finger protein-like. NCBI's taxonomy places the organism in Eukaryota, Metazoa, Arthropoda, Arachnida, Scorpiones, Buthidae. The record is from RefSeq and is a predicted model, not a curated record. Bases 1 to 1254 code for a protein of 417 amino acids. The transcript has a single exon.